Molecule: messenger RNA, 2279 nt
Organism: Lepisosteus oculatus (spotted gar)
Lineage: Eukaryota; Metazoa; Chordata; Actinopteri; Semionotiformes; Lepisosteidae
Product: ras-related protein Rab-38
Biological process (GO): endosome to lysosome transport; phagosome-lysosome fusion
Cellular component (GO): lysosome; Golgi apparatus; late endosome
Molecular function (GO): GTPase activity; GTP binding
Source: RefSeq, a predicted model, not a curated record
AAAUAUUAAUCAGCAAAAUGCAUCUACCUCGGUCAUGUCUGUUCAAUACAGUGUCAGUGCAGCUGCUGCAAAAGAAGAUUUUUACAUUGGCAUAUUUACUAGUGACUGUGAAUGUGUUGCAGUUCUAAAAGAUAAUCUCAAUUUUAAAGCACAGUCUGAACAACAUCUUAAAUUCAGUGCUGAAGUUUCUCAGUCCAGCAGUUUAAAUAAACCUGACGAAUCCUGGCUCCUCGUCCAGAUGUUUACAUAACACGUGGUUGUAAAAAAAACCCAGAUGUAAGCACGCCCUUUGUGGUGGAUGCUGGGUAUUGAAGUACGUUUUCCGUUUUACCCGUGCUGACUUUCUGAAACAAAACUACAACUCCCACCAUGCAUUUCAACACCAAAUUGGGUGGGGCCGUAUUGGAGAGCUAUUGAGCAGCUGAGCCUCUGACAGUGGCAGUUGGCAGAGGAGAGUUUUAGAUACCGGUGGGAGAGCAGCCCUAAAAGAGAGCAGCCCUAAUAACAUUUAAAUUUAAAUUUUCCAAAAUAAACGAAACAGAUACGCAGAUUACAUCGGGUACCAUUAUGGAAGCAAGAAAAAUAUUUGUUAAGAACUUUAUGUCAUAAAGACCGAAGGAAUCUAAAAAAAGUAAGAACUGUGGCAAAAUCCAUCAGAUAAACACCUCCGACGUAAAGGAGAAAUAAACAUCAGCCGUGUUAUAGUUUUCAUUUACUCUCGAAUACGCUGGAAUUGGAAAUACGCGCCGCGUUCCGUUAUCUGUGCCUGGAGAAUUAAAACCAGGCGAAAGUUGCUCGAAACUUGCGAAGGUGACUUCAUGAGAUGCAUUUAAACUGACGCCAGCCCACCUGCGAAACCAAACCGGCCUGGGGCGAUAUUGCUCCACGUUAACCCGCGCAGAAGAGGUGCCAGGGGUGAGCGAUCAUGGACCAGCCGCAGAAGGAAUUCCUGUUCAAGGUUCUCGUGAUCGGAGACCUCGGGGUCGGAAAGACGUCGAUCAUCAAGCGCUACGUGCACCAGAUUUUCUCCCAGCACUACAGGGCCACCAUCGGCGUCGACUUCGCGCUCAAAGUCAUCAGCUGGGACGACCACACGGUGAUCAGACUCCAGCUCUGGGAUAUUGCAGGUCAGGAGCGCUAUGGCAACAUGACGCGGGUGUACUACCGCGAGGCCGUGGGGGCGUUCGUGGUGUUCGACGUCACUAGGGUGUCCACCUUCGACACGGUGCUCAAGUGGAAGGGCGACCUGGACUCCAAGGUGACCCUGGCCGGCGGCAAGCCCGUUCCCGCCGUCCUGUUGGCCAACAAGGCGGACCAAUCGCGCGAGGGCCUGAGCCCGCAGCUGCCCAGGCUGGAUGCGUUCUGCAAGGACAACGGGUUCGUGGGCUGGUACGAGACCUCCGCCAAGGAGAACAGCAACAUCGAGGCGGCGGCGCGUUGCCUGGUGGAGAAUAUCCUGGCCAACGAGGAGAGCUCCGGCACAGACCCGGACCCGGGACUGGUCCUGCCGGGCCACAACAACAACGCCAAGCGCGAGUCCAGCGGCUGUGCCACCUGCUUCAAGCCUUAAAGAGCUCAAGACCUGGGGGGCAACAUUCCCGGCUGCCCGGACCGCGGGAACGCACAAAAAAACUGGAAAAAAAAAGUCAUUCGCUCCUUACACCGUUCCUGGAGAGGAGUCUUUCCGGGAAACUGAAACAGGCUGUCUUGAGCCCAUGAAAGACUUCAGCCCAGAGGUCAGAUUAGUAUUAGAAUCCAAAAUGAGGGAAGUGGAACCCAGCCUACUAAAGAGGGCCAAGUGUACAGUGCUGCAAACCUGUCUGCUCUGGCACUGCAAAGAGACGUUUGUGCAUAAUGUCCCAGUGGCCGCAGCACUGCCUGGACUGGUGCGGGUGAUUGACUGCUUGGGAGAUAUUGCACCCCGAUAGACAGACUCUGUGGUGGAGUAGCCCGGUGGGUUCUUAAUGGCAACGCUGAAGGGCUCAGGUCUAUUAUGUUGAUUUUUGUACCAAAGCAAGUGUACAGCAAGGCUUAGAAUUUCUGCAUCUGCGCUCCCCAGAAGAGCCUUCCACGUUUUAUAUACCUAGAUGACCUGAACAUUGAUUUAGCAAAGAAAAUGCUGGUUUACAUUAAGGUUUCUCAACGUUUAUGGAUAUCAUUGUGGUAAACAUUUAGAACAAGGACUACUGGAUACUUCCAUAGCAUAGCUAUAAUAAAAACUACACAGUGUUCAAAUGCAUUCACACCUAUUUGCUGGAAAAUAAAUGCUGUACGUUGAA